AUGCCUGGUACAACUAAUCGACUGCUAUGGAUUGACUGCGAAAUGACGGGUCUGGACCAUGAAAGGCAGACACUUGUUGAGAUCGCAGUGAUAUUAACUGAUGAGGAUCUGAAUGUUGUUGCAGAAGGCCCCAACAUAGUGAUAAACCAACCUGAAAAAGUACUGAACAAUAUGGAAGGUUGGCCGCGCAGAACUUUCACAAAAAAUGGACUUCUAAAUAGGAUCCCGCCAUUGUUGCAUUAUUUUCCUGUUCAGAUAUUAGACUUUCUUAGAAGGGAAUCAGUGAAUAAAACAUGUCCAUUGGCAGGGAACAGCGUACAUUUUGACCGGAGAUUCAUCAUGAAGUAUAUGCCACUUCUUGAGAAGCAGUUAAAUUAUCGCAUUGUAGACGUGUCCACUAUUGAAGAGCUGGCAGCAAGAUGGUAUCCGAAUGAAUUAAAAAGAGCACCAUUCAAGAAAGGAACCCAUAGGGCUUUGGACGAUAUUCGAGAAAGUAUUGAGGAAUUGCGCUACUACCGCUCUUCAAUCUUCCAACACGUUUCCACCAUUAAAGAGGUAACAUUGCGACGACCACUGUCCAAGUCCAAGUGGGUAACUUCAACUGGGAAUAAAUUUCAGCUAGCAGCAAGAUGGUAUCCGAAUGAAUUCAAAAAAGCACCUCUCAAGAAGCGAACUCAUAGGGCUUUGGACGAUAUUCGAGAAAGUAUUGAAGAGUUACGCUACUACCGCUCUUCAAUCUUUCAGCGUUAG
This is a messenger RNA of Angiostrongylus costaricensis, 750 nucleotides long. The record is from the annotation of a GenBank genome assembly. NCBI's taxonomy places the organism in Eukaryota, Metazoa, Nematoda, Chromadorea, Rhabditida, Metastrongylidae.